This is a messenger RNA of Panicum virgatum (switchgrass), 1033 nucleotides long. RefSeq lists its product as uncharacterized. Lineage: Eukaryota; Viridiplantae; Streptophyta; Magnoliopsida; Poales; Poaceae. The record is from RefSeq and is a predicted model, not a curated record. Bases 42 to 980 code for a protein of 312 amino acids. The transcript has a single exon.
UAAGCACCAAAAUUGUUGCCUUCUGUACAAAUAGCAGUAGCAUGAUCGCCACAGGUGCAAAGGAGUUGUUGCUGGAAGAGAUACGGAGAAUGGUGACAGAGUGUCAAGACAAGGAGGAGAUGAUGUGGAGUUACCGUGGUCAGUGCGCGCUGGAGGGGCGACUUGAUGGAUUCUUGAAGGAUCUCACCUGGAGCACCAGCACAGAGUUUGAUCAAUGCAUCCUUGCCUGGCAUUUUGCCACCGACAAGUUCCUGAGGCAGUUAAAAUCUACAGAUGCAAGGGGGGCCCUCGUGGAAGCAACCAAGACAGUCUCCAACUACAUGAUGUUCCUCCUUGUGGAACGUCCCUAUAUGUUGCCAUCCCCUGUUCGACCCACACUGCAUCUCAAAGCCAGGCAAGAGUUGCAGGCAAAGGGUGCUGCUGGAGUCCUUGCUCCUGGAAGACAACUCGACCAUGAACUAAUCAAGAAGCUGCAGAUGCUCUACACCAGAAAAAUGAAGUUGAAAAAAACGGCGUUGAAGAUGCCAGCAGAGCCCAAUCUAGAGUUACUGCGGGUGGUUUUUGGAGUGUGGGUGGAGAUGUUAUGCUACGCAGCGCACCACUGCAGCAGGGAGUCCCAUGCCAGGCAGCUCAGCAGUGGCGGAGAGUUGAUAACAGUCGUCUGGCUUCUGACCACGGCCGAGUUCGAUCGCGUCUACUACAAGGAAACAAACUUCAAGGAGCGAAAGCAUGGUUCUAUCUGGAAUUUCCUGAAUUUCGUGGAUUCCACGGAUUUCAUCAAAUCCGUUACGGAUUUCAUCAAAUCCAUUGCAAGUUUCCUCAAAGUACUCAUUCUGCAAACAUGCUACGGAAUAUUUAUCUUUAUUUAUGCAAUAGGUUUCUGUGUUUUUUUACCAUUAUUUUUGCCGUUUAGGGUAAUGUAUUCCAUUUGUGGCUUCCCAAGACCAGGGAAUGUUCUCCGUAGGAUAUUCGGCAUGUAAGGCAUUGUGAAUUUGAUUUGGAUUUGUUUGAACGUAAAGAGAACAAGACUAGA